CGGAACUGGUCAAAAUGGGCUUGAUCCCUGCUCGCACCCAGUCGCAGUCAAUCCAGAAAGCGGCAGAAUCCCGUGCACAUAAACUGGCUGGGUCCUCGCAUCGGACGUCCACGAGCCAAAAGGCAAAAGGCUCCAAGUCCAACGCUCCAGUGCAGCAGUCCGUGCCCACUAUCCUCCUUCGUCGAUCGGAAAGAAUCCUCCGCACCGCGCUCCACGUGCCUUCUCCAGGGCCUUCGAGCGCUCACCCAUUUCAGUCUAUGCAUGUCGUGAAUCUCAGGCCAGCAGGGGGCUCCUCAGUCUCUGCUGUCAAGUCGGAAUAUUCUCGGCGGGGAGUCAAUGAACAGGAGCCGCCUGACUCCGAGUCUGACUCGGAUGACAGCACAUCUGACCUGGAGAGGCGCUUAGUGAUAGUAGAUGCCGAGAGUCGUCAGGCAGACGCUGAUCUGCGCCAAGCAGCAGCAGAAUCGCGGCGGGAGGAAGUACGCCUGAAGGCGCUCAGGCUGAGGCUCGAGUUGGAGCGAAAAAAGAGGGCGAGUCGGCAUGGUGCCGGGGGCGAGCAGAGCACGCAAAACAAAAAGCGGCGAGUCUCCGCUCGGGGUGGUUCGGUGGAACGGAUCGACUUGACGCAGGGAGAGUGAAGGAUGUUAACAUGUAUGAUGGUAGUGCAGGUUGGAUUAUGAUUCUUGCUUACGAUUUUCGAUUUGUAUGAUAGGUGGGUGUUGGAAGCAUUGAAAUGUGUAUGUGUCGACUGUUAUCAAUUUCUACCUGCAAAUCCUGCA
This is a messenger RNA of Laetiporus sulphureus 93-53, 779 nucleotides long. RefSeq lists its product as uncharacterized. The transcript is spliced from 2 exons. Lineage: Eukaryota; Fungi; Basidiomycota; Agaricomycetes; Polyporales; Laetiporaceae. The coding region runs from base 15 to 638 and encodes 207 amino acids. The record is from RefSeq and is a predicted model, not a curated record.